Messenger RNA from Pezoporus occidentalis (night parrot), 1213 nucleotides. RefSeq names its product transmembrane protein 60 (gene TMEM60). The transcript has a single exon. The record is from RefSeq and is a predicted model, not a curated record. Bases 593 to 997 code for a protein of 134 amino acids. NCBI's taxonomy places the organism in Eukaryota, Metazoa, Chordata, Aves, Psittaciformes, Psittacidae.
UUCAGAUAGAUACCUGCUGGAAGGCAAACAUGAUCUGUAGCUGUUGGUAGUUUAAGAUUGGUGCUUGACUGGAAGUGGUCACUGCAGCUCUGCAGGCUAGGGGAUGCUCCAGAUGUUGUUACUUGGGCUUGUUAGUUGGUUUAUGCUUCACUGUGAUGAUUUUAUUACAGAGAGAGAAUUGUUAGGUUUAUCUGCAAGCAUUAACUUGAUACGAGUGCUUCAGUACUGGAGGGAAAUGGACCUACGCAUAUUCUCAGCCUACAGAAACCACUGUAUGAGUUUGACUGCUAGUUUAGGAUUAAAGUGUUGUUUCAGAGAACAGAUGAAGGGAGUUUACACAACUGCCCUAGGGCACUUAAACUGAGUGGUGGACAGGACCAAAAUAGAGUGCUUCCCUGGGAAUGGUAGUUCUGAAAGAAAUGCUAGGGAGCAGAAUGUAGGUGAGGUUAGGAGUGGGAAAACAGUAACAAGAACCUAAGUCUCCUUUAAGGAAUAUGCCUGAUGGUUGUGUGGUGCCAUCUUUUGGUGCAUCCCUCCUCUUCUGUUUUGUUAGGUUGCUGACAGUGAAAGACUUCCUCUCAAAGCUGUUUAAAUGAGAAUGUCCCUGGCCCAAAGAGUACUACUGACAUGGCUUUUUACGUUACUCUUCCUGAUCAUGCUGGUGCUAAAGCUGGAUGAGAAAGCGCCGUGGAACUGGUUCCUCAUCUUUAUUCCAGUCUGGAUAUUCGAUACCAUCCUUCUAGUUAUGCUCAUUGUGAAAAUGGCCGGACGCUGCAAGUCUGGCUUCGACCCUCGCAACGGCUCCCAGAACAUCAAGAAGAAAGCCUGGUACCUCAUUGCAAUGCUGCUCAAACUGGCCUUCUGCCUCGCCCUCUGUGCUAAACUGCAGCGAUUCACCACCAUGAAACUGGCCUAUGUGUUCAUCCCUCUGUGGGCCCUGCUUAUCGGGGGUAUGGUUGAACUUGGAUAUAAUAUCUUCUAUGUACGAAGAGACUAAACUGUAUUGUGUGGGUUUAACACUGAUGCUGGUACCAAGUUACUGGGUUAUUACAGUUUUGCCACAAACUUGGUCUCCAAAUUAGAAAGCCAAGUUAAGAAAUCAGCCAGGCUGGAGACUAAACUGGACUGAAGACUGAAAGUAGACUUGUUCCAUUUUUUUUAUUGUAAAACUGUCACAUAUGCUCUUGUAAAUAAAAGUAUUUGUUCAACAUAA